Lactuca sativa (garden lettuce) is the source of this 540-nucleotide messenger RNA. Lineage: Eukaryota; Viridiplantae; Streptophyta; Magnoliopsida; Asterales; Asteraceae. The record is from RefSeq and is a predicted model, not a curated record.
AUGCAUCGCAUGGAUGGGGCCAAGCCUGUUCUCACACCAUUAUGUUCAUCUGAGACCUUGAAACUUGAUGAUGGUACACCGAGAGUGGAUCCCACAGCUUAUCGCAAGCUAGUUGGAUCUCUUCAAUACCUUGCAUUCACAAGACCAGAUAUUUCAUUCGCCGUUAACAAACUGUCCCAGUUCAUGCACGAUCCAUCUCAAACACAUUGGCAAGCUCUCAAACGCUUGCUACGCUAUCUUAAAGGGAAUUUGUAUCACGAUUUAUUUUUGAACAGAAAAUCGCCUUUGGAACUUACAGUCUUCUUGGAUUCAGAUUGGGGAGGGGUAUCCACGGCAGGAAGGUCCACAACGGCAUACAUUUUGUACCUCGGUUCGAACAUCAUUGCGUGGAAAUCUGCUAGACAAAAAUCGGUCUCACGUUCCUCCACAGAAGCCGAGUACAAAGCACUCGCUAACGCUGCCGCUGAAUUAGCAUGGGUGGAAAAUCUGCUCAAGAAACUUGAUUUAACACUCCCAGUUGCACCACGACUUUUAUUGUGA